UCCAGAGGAGGAGAGAGCCGAGGAGAUCCACGUGUGGCUAUGGCGUCUAACAGUCUUUUCAGCUCGGUGACUCCGUGUCAGCAGAACUUUUUCUGGGAUCCGAGCACCAGCCGCAGGUUCAGUCCGCCGUCCAGCAGCCUUCAGCCGGUGGCGGGGAAGAUGAGCGAUGCGCAGCAGGAGCAGAACGCGGCGCUGCCGAGACUCCGACAGCACGACAACCGGACGAUGGUGGAGAUCAUCGCGGACCACCCCGCCGAGCUCGUGCGGACGGACAGCCCCAACUUUCUGUGCUCAGUGCUGCCGUCUCACUGGAGGUGCAACAAAACUCUCCCGGUGGCGUUUAAGGUUGUUGCUCUGGGAGAUGUUCCUGACGCGACGGUGGUGACAGUUAUGGCAGGAAAUGACGAGAACUACUCGGCAGAGCUGCGAAACGCCUCAGCUGUCAUGAAGAAUCAGGUGGCGCGUUUCAACGACCUGAGAUUUGUUGGCAGGAGUGGAAGAGGAAAGAGCUUCAUGCUGACAAUCACAGUAUUCACGAACCCACCGCAAGUGGCUACUUACCACCGAGCCAUAAAGGUCACAGUGGACGGACCGCGGGAGCCGCGAAGACACAGACAGAAACUGGAAGACCCCCCUAAACCGCCGCUGUUCUCCGAGCGCCUGAGCGAGUUAGAGCGUUUACGCCAGACCAGCAUGAGAGUUGCCGUGCAAACCCAGAGUCCCCGGCCGUCUCUCAACGCCACGCAGAACUCCUUCAAUCCGCAGGGGCAAACUCAGAUCUCAGAUCCGCGGCAGGCGCAGUCCUCUCCGCCCUGGUCCUACGAGCAACCGUACACUCCUUACCUGAGCCAAAUGACAUCUCCAUCCAUCCACUCCACCACCCCGCUGUCUUCCACCCGCGCCACGGGCCUGCCCACCAUCAGCGACGUGCCAAGACGCCUCUCAGGUAAACUAACACCUUAUAGAAAAGACAAAUCACAAAUAAGAGCUCGAUUUAACAAUGUCCCUUUCCUCACAGAUACCCGUUUCCCCAGUCCCAGAAUGCACUAUCCUGCGACGUUCACGUACACCCCUACGCCGGUCACCUCGGGCAUGUCUCUGGGCAUGUCCAGCACCACCCACUACCACACCUACCUGCCUCCGCCGUACCCCGGCUCCACCCAGAACCAAAGUGGGCCCUUCCAGACCAGCAGCACGCCGUACCUCUACUACGGCGCCUCGUCCGGGUCGUACCAGUUCUCAAUGGUGCCGGGCGGAGAUCGAUCCCCCUCCAGGAUGCUGCCGCCUUGCACUAGCGCAUCCACCGGCAGCACCCUCAUCAACCCCAACCUGCCCAAUCAGACGGACGGAGGCGAGGCAGACGGCAGCCACAGCAGCUCGCCAACCAUUCUCAACUCCAGCGGCAGGAUGGACGAGUCCGUUUGGAGACCAUAUUGAGACGGUCUGGUCAAACGAGACCUCAACGCAGCACUGUUAGCCUUAAAGACAGAGUGCGAGAGACAGUUGCAUGAAAGAAUCAUCGGAUUUGAAGCACAAAUUCAUUGGUACUCAUUGGUACAGGUACAAUAUUGAAUGAUUGCAGUGUAUUUUUAUGACUACACUGACGUUUUUUAAUUCUAUAAAACAGAUGACCCUUACAGGGAAUGAUUUGCGGCAUUAAAGGGAUAGUUCACCCAAAAAUGGAAAUUUGAUGUUU
This is a messenger RNA of Sinocyclocheilus rhinocerous, 1696 nucleotides long. Its product is annotated as runt-related transcription factor 2-like. Gene Ontology annotation, biological process: regulation of transcription by RNA polymerase II; chondrocyte differentiation; neuron differentiation. The record is from RefSeq and is a predicted model, not a curated record. Gene Ontology annotation, molecular function: ATP binding; RNA polymerase II cis-regulatory region sequence-specific DNA binding; DNA-binding transcription factor activity, RNA polymerase II-specific. The transcript has 7 exons. Gene Ontology annotation, cellular component: nucleus. Lineage: Eukaryota; Metazoa; Chordata; Actinopteri; Cypriniformes; Cyprinidae. Bases 40 to 1437 code for a protein of 465 amino acids.